CCCGUGUGUGUGGUAACAUGUAACCGCUGUGACACUGCUGCAUGUGCGCCAGCGCAAGUUCACUAACAAAGCCCACCAGACCCACGGCGGUUUAUUGAAACGAUAUCUGCUCUGAUACGACAAGCGAACGGUUGACUGAUUAUUCUCCAUCUCUGAAUGAAGUCCUGCUCACAAGGAGCCGAGGCGAGAGGACGCGACUGCUAUUGAUGACAUUGAGGAGACUAAAAUGGGAGAACAUCACUGGAGCCCUGUCAGUGAAGAGAGAGAUACAAAGGCGACUGACAACCGACAGCCAUUCGAAAAUAGCCGAGCGGAUGCUUUUCAGUGAUCGUUUUACGGCAAAUGUCUUCUAUUCAUUGGUUAUUUUUGCAUGAGAUUUGUACCGUAGAGAAACCAGCGCCACUUUUAGUCCGCGGUUCACAAUGGAAUUAUGACAGCGGUGAAUUCCAGCUGUUUAUCAUUGUUCGCAUGAAAAGAAGAUGCACAUAAUUUGGCCCGUGCCUACUAACAGUGACUCAAGACAAGGUGUGAACAGUGAUUAAACAGUCAUCAGACUUUCACGCUGGUGUUGGGGAUACCUGAAAAACUACAAAUGCGUCAUCUCCCACAUUGUCUCUGUCAACAUGCCCACCUUACCACCUCUGGGCAGUAACUCCAGCACAGUGCCCUGGGACCCUGGCUCACCCCUGUCGCCGUCUCUGGUGAACAGCACGGUAAAGAUGGUGGUCAUAUCGGCAAUCGUGUGCACAUCACUUUUUGGAAACGUCGUGGUGCUGCUGGUAUUCCAGCGCAAGCCACAGCUGCUCCACGUCGCCAACCGCUUCGUGCUUAACCUGCUCCUGGCCGACCUUCUGCAGACGGUGCUGGUCAUGCCCUUCGCCAUCGCCGCCACCGUGCCCGAGGUCUGGCCACUGGACGCCCGCCUGUGCCUGGCCCUUGUUGUGCUCAUGCACCUGUUCGCAUUUGCUGGCGUCAACACCAUCAUCGUGGUGUCCGUAGAUCGCUACCUGGCCAUCAUCCACCCGCUGUCCUACCCCACCCGAAUGACUCCUCACCUGGGUACCAACCUGAUUGCUUUCACCUGGCUUCUCAGCGUGCUUCAGAGCACUCCGCCACUAUAUGGAUGGGGAACCAUCGAAUUCGACCGCCGCCAUAAUGCCUGCACUGUUGUGUGGUCCUCUAGCUACUCGUAUUCAGCCCUGGUGUCCGCACUUUCAUUCUGGCUGCCCGUGAUCAUCAUGCUUUGCUGCUACUGGAUGGUGUUCAGGGCGGCAAGGAGGCAGAAUGCUCUCGUUCACCCCAUACAAUCCAACCACCCUCCGGAUUGCCAAGCGUCCUGUUCCAGCCCCCAAAGGCAGCAGCCUCAAUCAGAAGGACCUUUUUCGGCCUCUUAUCCCAUCAGAACCCGCCACAGACGCUUCCACUAUCACUGUAAGGCGGCGCGAGUGGUGUUUGUCAUCAUGGCAUCUUACGUAUUCAGCAUGGGCCCAUACAGCGUCCUGAGCACGAUAUCCAUUUACUCCAGCUCAGCGGUGCCACCCUGGUUGGCCUCGAUGGCGCUCAUUCUCUUCUUCCUGCAGUGCAGCUUACACCCCUACAUCUAUGGGUACAUGCACCGCAGCGUACGCAAGGAGUUCCUGGCGCUGCUCUGUGGGCCGCUGUGUGGGCAGGGCCGGGUCAGUCAAGGCUCCGCCGUGGAUAGCUGCUUCACGGUGACAGACGGGCGUCUGGCGCACACCCACCAUUCAAGCCAGAAUGCCCGUGUGUACCCUCUCCGCACCUGGGAGGAAGGCACAACGUCUUCUUCCCCUACCGAGAGGAGGUCUAAAGACAGCCGAAAAGAGACCACCUCUAUCAGUCUGAGCUCAGAGAAGGAGCUCACUGUGCACAGCUACACUAACAAGCAACCUAAGGAAACACCUUAAGGCAAAUUCUCAACAUAUUUCUAUCAGUGUUUGGGGUAUGUUCAGCAUUUGGUUUUGGUCAAAUCAAAUACUGUGCCUUCAAACACAAGUUUACUGAAUGCAUUGUAAACAUGUGCUAGCUACGCUAUGGACCUUCUACGAUUACAGUUAGUUUGUACAAAAACAAUAUUAUAGGCAUCAGAAAAGCCUAGCUAACAUUCUUGUCAAUUAAGAUUUGUAUAAAAAAAAAUA
Pimephales promelas (fathead minnow) is the source of this 2156-nucleotide messenger RNA. It is a transcript of the gene gpr101, whose product is annotated as G protein-coupled receptor 101. NCBI's taxonomy places the organism in Eukaryota, Metazoa, Chordata, Actinopteri, Cypriniformes, Leuciscidae. Gene Ontology annotation, molecular function: G protein-coupled receptor activity. Gene Ontology annotation, cellular component: membrane. Gene Ontology annotation, biological process: G protein-coupled receptor signaling pathway. The record is from RefSeq and is a predicted model, not a curated record.